Molecule: messenger RNA, 354 nt
Organism: Cylindrotheca closterium
Lineage: Eukaryota; Bacillariophyta; Bacillariophyceae; Bacillariales; Bacillariaceae
Source: the annotation of a GenBank genome assembly
AUGGAGAGGAUCAACUCGUUCCUACCCUACAUGUCUCAUGACAUUGAGCCCCUCAACGAUGACAAAUUCAGCCGCUGCUUUUUCAACUGUCACCCCAACAAGUGGAAGGAUGCCUUCCUUGAGAACAACACUGUUGAAGAUGCGACCAAGCAAAGGAUCUCAUCAUUCAUGCGGCGCAAGGAGACACAGUCCGCCAAGAAAGAACAGGACAACGUCUACAAGAUGAAGCAGAAGAAGCAACGUUGUCGCGGUCUAUCUGGCAAAGACUCGGAUGAACCUGUUGCAAGGAAACAAAAGACCAUCAAGAAGGAGAACGAUAUUCCCAAGGAGGAGUAUCUCAAGCGUCUGAAGUAA